Molecule: messenger RNA, 1686 nt
Organism: Prorocentrum cordatum
Lineage: Eukaryota; Dinophyceae; Prorocentrales; Prorocentraceae
Source: the annotation of a GenBank genome assembly
AUGGCAAAUGGUGCUGCUGGAGGCGCACGUGGUGCCAGCCAGGGUGGCGACCCCUGGGCGUGCAAUGCGUGUGCAGCUGGCUACAGCAACAUGGCGUGGCGCACGGUGUGCAGGCUCUGCCAGGCGGCGCGGCCGCCGAGGGGCGCUGGCACGAUCGGCGACGCCAUCGACAGGGCCAAGAAGGUCAAGGCCAAAGGGAAGGCGAAGGCCGUGGCGAAGCGUGUGCGGUUCGCCGCGGAUGGGCCUGGCCCGUCCGCCGCCGCGGCCACGCCGGCGCCGUGGGCGCAGGGCGCGGCCAAGCAGGCGGCCGAGGAGAAGCCCAGCAGCUGCGGCGGCAAGGACGAGGAGGUCCGCCUGGCCCUCCUCCGCCACUUUGGCCCCAGGGAGGGCUGGUCGGCGGCCCUGGUCCAGGACUUCGGGGCCUUGGUGCCAGAGGCCGACGUGCCGCCGCCUGCGAAGCCCUUGGCCGAGCUGUCACUCCAGGCCCUCCUGGCCAGGGAGGCGAAGGUCAAGGGCCAGGUCGGCCGCGCGGAGGCCAUGCUGGCGGCUGUCAAGGAGGAGCAGGAGGCCGUCGCGGCCCGCGUGGCGGAGCAGGAGGGCGUCCUCCAGAAGCGCCGCGACCAGCUGGAGGAGGUGGCCGAGGCGGUGCGCGCCGGGAAGCGCGCCGGCCCGGCGCAGCACACAGGGCCGUCGCCCAUGGAGGUGGGCGAGCCUGAGGAGACGGGCGACCUGGGCAAGGCGCUGCUCAAGGGCCUCGAGGGCCUCGAGGCGGAGCGGGAGCGGGUGCUACUGCUCGGGGAGGAGGGCGGCGCCUUGCUCGCGAUGGCCGCGGAGGCCCGCUGCCUCGCGGAGAAGCUCGCCGCCGCCGACGCCCGUGCCCGCGAGGCAGCGGCGGCUGAGCGGGCCCGCGCGGCUGCUGCUGCUGCCGAGCGGGCCGCCGCCGCGCAGGAGGCUGCUCCCGUGGCCGCUGGCGAUGUGGACGGCGCUGCUGGUCCUCCUGGGGACCGCGAGCGCGUCGGCGACCUCGACCUGGGCCCCGAGCUCGACGGGCUCGAUGCCGUGUUCGACGAGGUGGGCAUGGAGGGCGAGCAGCAGCGCGCAGCGGCGGACGCGGUGGAGCUGGUGUCGGCCAACCCCACCGCGUGGGGCUCGGCGCAGUCGCUGGUCGAGUGGCUGCACGACGGCGCGGGGCGGCUGCCUGAGGUGCUCUGCCUCCAGGAGCACCGCCUCAAGGGUAAGCAGGCGGUGGCCCGCGCUGCGGGCUGGAUGCAGGCGCGCGGCCUCAGCUGGCACGGCCAGGCAGCGCUGGCGACGGGCCCUGGGCCGCUGGAGAGCUCGGGUGGUGCGGCUGUGGCCACGCUGCGGCCGUCGGCGGCCGCCGCUGCGCCAGGGCCCCCAGCCCAUCGGUUCCAAGUGUGCGAGGUGAACCUGGGAUUCAGGGAGCCGUGCCGUGUCAUCUCGUCCUACUUCAUCACGAAGAUAGGCAGGGCGAAGGAGAACAUCGGGCUCCUGGCGGCGCUGCACGAGUACGUGGGGCAGCUGGAGUCGCCGUGGAUUGUGAUGGGCGGCUGGAACAUGGAGCCUGAGGACGUCCGAGAGUGGGCGCGCAGCGUGGGCGCUGCGCUCGUCGCCCCAGGGGAGCCGACCUGCGGCUCGAAGGUCUUCGACUUCGCUGUCGUCAGCAAG